AUGAAAUUUUUUGAAACAACCUUUGUUUUUGACUAUCCAUGGUAUCAGGUGAGCACGGCACACUGGAGAAAAUAUCCAAAUGAACGAGCGACACAUGUUCUAUCAAUUGAUACGCUACGCCGAGAAGUCGAUCCUGAAACAGGUGUGUUACGGACAGAGCGGCUAAUUGUCUGUCGGCAGUCGGCACCCCUGUGGAUUCUUAAGUUUGUUGGUGGCAAUGGUGAUUCUUAUGUACGAGAAGUCAGCGAAGUGGAUCCUCGCUCAGGGCACGAAACAUUAACGAUGCGGUCUGCGAAUUUAACAUUUUCACAUAUUGUUUCAGUUGAAGAGACUGUUGUAUAUCGUCCGGCUCCCCAUGAUCCUUUGCGUAAAACCCUGUUUGAACAAGAAGCAACAUUUCAAGCAACUGCAUCAUUUACACGCUUUGUUAAUGCUAAGAUGGAAGAAUGGUCGGUGCAUCGGUUUUCAACUAAUGCGAAAACUGGUCGUGAGGGUUUUGAAAGUGUACUUGCAAAUAUGGCAGAAAGUGUUUUUCGUGCUGAACAAGCUCGUCCCAAAACUCCUCAUCAUUAA
This is a messenger RNA of Pneumocystis jirovecii RU7, 573 nucleotides long. RefSeq lists its product as uncharacterized. The record is from RefSeq and is a predicted model, not a curated record. The coding region runs from base 1 to 573 and encodes 190 amino acids. The transcript has 2 exons. NCBI's taxonomy places the organism in Eukaryota, Fungi, Ascomycota, Pneumocystomycetes, Pneumocystales, Pneumocystaceae. Gene Ontology annotation, molecular function: phosphatidic acid transfer activity. Gene Ontology annotation, cellular component: mitochondrial intermembrane space. Gene Ontology annotation, biological process: phospholipid transport.